Molecule: messenger RNA, 1467 nt
Organism: Setaria italica (foxtail millet)
Lineage: Eukaryota; Viridiplantae; Streptophyta; Magnoliopsida; Poales; Poaceae
Product: homeobox-leucine zipper protein HOX20
Exons: 3
Coding region: 399-1238 (279 amino acids)
Biological process (GO): positive regulation of DNA-templated transcription
Cellular component (GO): nucleus
Molecular function (GO): DNA-binding transcription factor activity, RNA polymerase II-specific; sequence-specific DNA binding
Source: RefSeq, a predicted model, not a curated record
CAGGUAACCUGACCAACCCGAGCUCGCCUUCUCCAGUCUCCUCACCCAGCUCCACUCUGCACUCCUCGUCUUUUAAGCACGCAGUUCUUGCGGCCCGAAAAUAGUAACCGGAGAGAGCGAAGAAAAAAACCCCUCACUCUAGCUCUCAGUUGUACUAGGCGCUUGGAUCGGAGCUGGGGAAGAAGACAAGGCAACCAUGGUGAUGGUCCUGGGUGGUGGUCACAGCAAGACGGACGAGAACCAUCACCGGAGGCGCAACCCUCCACUCCCCUUUCCCCGGCUGUCCCUUCCCUGAUCGAAAACCCUCUGUGAUCCUUCCUCCUCCUUUGGCUCCGGAUCAGACCCGCCUUCUUUUCUUGGAAUCUUUGAGAAUUUCGCGUCAAGUCGAGCGACUCAGCAUGAAGAGACCGAGCGGUGCCGUCUCCGGCGGCGGCGGCAGUCCCGGCCUCCUUCCGAUUGUCCAAAGUGAUGAUGGCUUUGGUGGCGUCGGGGUGGAGGAGGCCGACGAGGACAUGGUGCUGUGCAGCGGCGGCGUCGGCGCCUGCGGGGGCGGGGAGAAGAAGCGGCGGCUGAGCACGGAUCAGGUGCGCGCGCUGGAGCGGAGCUUCGAGACCGAGAACAAGCUGGAGCCGGAGCGGAAGGCGCGGCUGGCGCAGGACCUCGGCCUGCAGCCGCGCCAGGUCGCCGUCUGGUUCCAGAACCGCCGCGCGCGCUGGAAGACCAAGCAGCUCGAGCGCGACUACGCCGCGCUGCGCCACUCCUACGACGCUCUCCGCGCCGACCACGACGCCCUCCGGCGCGACAAGGACACGCUCAUCGCAGAGAUCAAGGAGCUCAAGGCGAAGCUGGGCGACGAGGACGCCGCGGCGAGCUUCUCGUCCGUGAAGGAGGAGCCGGCGGCAUCCGACGUCGAGCCCCCCGCCGCGGCGGCGGCCAUGGCGGCGCAGGGCUCGUCCGACAGCGACUCCAGCGGGGUGGUGAACGACGCGGAGAUGGCGCCGGAGAAGGCCCACCCUCCUGCGGCCGCGGCCGGGGCCGAGGCGGUGGUGCCGUGCGGCGUGGCGUCGUCGCUGGCGCUCCACCACGGCGAGGUGUUCUUCCACGGGCACCUGCUGAAGGUGGAGGACGACGAGGCGGCGUUCCUGGGCGACGACGACGCGGCGUGCGGGGGCUUCUUCGCCGACCUGCAGCCGCCGUCGCUGCCGUGGUGGACCGAGCCCACGGAGCACUGGGCCUAAGCCGGCCGAGCCGCCGAGCCGGGCCGAGGCGAGCGGGGGGAAUAAAGAAACUCGGCAGGGUGAGGGCGUUUCUGCAAAUUUUGUAAAAUGGAAGUGUACCUAGUCCUUUUUUGUCAUUUCUCCCGAACCGGCAGCCGGACAGCGUCGUCACUGCCUCUGUAGUCCUACUAGUCCUAGUUCCAGUACCACGGCUACGUCGCCGGUAGCCUUGUCGCUUUUGGCUCUCCUC